AUGCUCGUCAGUAUCGCACACCAAGCAUCUUCACAACUUCACACUGCGAUAGUGGCCGUGUCUGCUACUCGAAAUGAAGAGCUCAAUUCAAUGUUUGGAAAUAACAAAAUAACACCUACCUCCACCAAUGAGCUUUGUCGUUUCCAUCAGGAAAGGGCCUCUUUGUGGCGCCCAAUGCCACUACCUGUCCGCGCAAACUCUUGGAGCGAAGGUCCCGGCUCCGGCCCGUUCAAGAUGCCUGUGGGCUCGUACUGCUGGCGCCCCUAG
Parastagonospora nodorum SN15 is the source of this 267-nucleotide messenger RNA. RefSeq lists its product as hypothetical. Bases 1 to 267 code for a protein of 88 amino acids. The transcript has 2 exons. The record is from RefSeq and is a predicted model, not a curated record. Lineage: Eukaryota; Fungi; Ascomycota; Dothideomycetes; Pleosporales; Phaeosphaeriaceae.